Messenger RNA from Colias croceus (clouded yellow), 5845 nucleotides. RefSeq names its product protein cordon-bleu-like. NCBI's taxonomy places the organism in Eukaryota, Metazoa, Arthropoda, Insecta, Lepidoptera, Pieridae. The transcript is spliced from 7 exons. The coding region runs from base 383 to 5113 and encodes 1576 amino acids. The record is from RefSeq and is a predicted model, not a curated record.
CCGGGCGCCACUCGCGCGCGCACCGCCAACUCGGCCGCUUCGAAUACAAACGUUCGAACGUUAAACGUUCCAUUUUUGAAUUUUUUUUUCGUUCCAUCACAUUUUUUUAAAAGUGCCAGUGGAACAAACUGUUGGAUUUUGUGCCAGUGUUGUGUUCCUUGUUUCAAAUACAGGUAGUGAGGUGCGAUCUGUGACUGUGAACGUGUACAAAACUAAAUCGAUAACUUUAACGAAUAAUCGAUAUUUCGAAAUGUUUUCACGUUGUGAAAUCAAUUAAACGAGUGCCCAAUCGAACUGCAACCGAAACUUCUGUGACAUUGCUCCGCUACGCCGAGCUUUUUGAUAUCCUGUUCUUCCUUGAUGUCAGUCCGCUCCAAAACUAAUGGAUAGUCACAGCAGAUCCGCGUCGCCGCGGGAGCCCGCGCGGCCACAACACAGGCCCCCCUCCCCGCCCGCAUCCCCCGCCGGCUUCGACAACCGAGCCUACACGCACGAUGAAUCAGACCCCAACCACAACGACUCCUUUACAUCCAAUGUGCCACACCAGAACGGUCACACAAAAGAGCCCAAUGGAGACACCAAAACUCUAGAAGCUGUCAAUCUAGAGCUGAUCAACUUGACGCCAAAGAACGGCGCGAAGAAGAAGGACGUUGAAGUCGAUAUGAGCACGACGACGCCGUACGAUGAAUACUUCGUGCCGGUUAAUGAACAUAGGAAAUAUAUGAGAGGAGAAAAAUUAUACGUGACAGCUGAUAAACGUGGUGAAAAGGCUGGAUGUAAACGACCACUCUGCUGGACCUUGCUGGGACUCGUUGUGGCCGCCAUUGUUGCUCUUAUUGUGUUAGCAGCUACUGGAAUUCUGUUCUCGAAUUCUCCAACACCACUGGAACAAUAUAAUGCAUCAGUCAGCUCUGCCCGAGCGUUUGGCGGCAUUGGCAGCUCUAAUCACGACCACGCAAGUCAUGAUCACGCCCAUGACCACGACCACGACCAUAGCCACGAUCAUGACCAUGACCACGACCAUCACCACGAACAGACUACAAUGGUUAGCGAACCAGCAUCAGAAACACAGAGUGAUGAGGGACUAGAUAACAGUGUUGUUUCCGAAGAAUCGGAUAUUUCUAUGUAUGUACCGAGGACCGUAGAAGGUGAACUCAGAAUAGACAACGAAGAAUUCGUUCCCGCUUUACAAGAUCCAGAAAGUGAAGAAUACAAGGAAUUCACAGCAAUAUUCAAUGACGCAUUGAAAAAAGCUAUAUUCGAUAAAAAUAACUUGGAUAAUAGCGACAAUGAGAUUACACUUGAAGUAGUUGAGAUAAGGAAUGGAUCUGUGAUCGUAACCUACAGAAUACAUUGGUCGCCGAAAUAUAACGCUGAACCCACAGAAGACCUUAUUACAGCCAAUACACUUAGAACAAACCUUGAUUCUUACCUCGCAAGAAAUAACAGAAUGAUAAGCGUAUAUCACGUUGCUGAAGAAUCAAUUAAGGCUAGACCAGUACUAGACAUGUGCAAAGUAAACAAUUACGACUGUGAACACGGAUGUGAAUUCGAUGACACAACACUAGAAUUUACGUGCACAUGUCCACAUGGACAAAUGAUAGAUAUGCAUUCACCUAAAAAAUGUGUAAAUAUUUUGGAUUCUACACAAUCAAGAGGCUUUUCAGAUGAUAAACUGAAAAACCUUGGCCUCGACUCUGACUCUAGCACUAUGAAAUCCACUGUAGACGAAGAGAAACCAGUUACGGAAUCUGUUCAAGUUAUGGAUAACAAAUUUGACUGGAAAGAAACGAAUUCAUCUCCCACAACAACCACAACUGAGUCGGACGCUGAACUGAAUUUCUCCCAUAUAUUCGGCCAUCAAAGUGAACAGAACGAUUCAGAAGAAACGCCAAAGCCUGAACCAGAGCCUACUUCCGAACCCAAUGAUAAUUCCAAGCCAUCUGCAGAGAUUGAACCAGCCGCUGAACCUGAACCAACAGCAGAACCUGAACCUUCUGCUGAACCUGAACCAUCUGCAGAAGCCGAACCUGCAGCUGAACCAGAGCCCACAGCCGAGCCAAACUUGAGAGUAGAGCCAGCCGCUGAACCCAGUCCCGAUCAUGAACAUUAUCCAGAGCCUGAACCAACUACUCAAUCAAACCCACAACCUGAACCAAAUCCAGAACCGGAACCGGAACCGGAACCAACCUCUGAACCUGAACCUGCAUCAGAACCUAAUCCAGAACCUGAACCUACGUCAGAACCCAAUCCGGAACCUGAACCUAAUCCAGAACCCGAACCAAAUCCUGAACCUGAACCUGCUAGCGAACCAAGUUCAGAACCUGAACCUACUAAUGCAUCUAAAUCAGAAUCUGAAUCUGCUACUGAGCAGAACAUGGAAUACGAACCUAAAAUUGAAUCGGAAUCAAAUACGGAAACAGAAACAGAACGCGCUGUUGGAUCGUUUAUUGAACCAGAAAUUAAACAUAAUACAGAAACAGAAUCUGCCGCAGGAACUAAUUAUGAAGCGGAAAAUGGUGGAGAAGGUAAUAUGGAUGAAGAAUCACAACCUGAACCAACUACAGAAAUGAAUCAGGAGCCAUCAGCAAAUACAGAAUCUAAUCAUAUGUCAGAAUCUUCCAACUGGGAACCAAAUGCUCCAGCAGCCGCCACGACUGAAACCAUUCCAAAAUCAGAAAUAAAUAACGGUGGUAUGGAAUUAACUACGGAACAAACUGUACCUUUAGAUACAAUGUUUAACAAUCAAGACGAAGAAACUAAAGAGAACGACAUGCUAAAUAUAAGGCCAAUAGCAGAUCAAAACAAUGACAAUACUGAGCAAGAAAUGGCUGACAAAACUACAGCCAAUCCUGAAGAGAGCAUUGACAAAUCCCUACUAGUGAAGUCCAAUGAAAAUGACAAAAUGCCAGUUUUAAUGGAAACCACAACGACGCGAAUUUCCAUCUCAGAACCUAAUAUAAUAAAUGAACCGUCGUAUGAAGCAAAUCCUGAAAUAAUUACGUUGAUAAGAGGUAAUCAAGACCAUGUUACCGUUAAUAAUUUAAAUGAAGAAACAACGACGGAGAAUGAUUGGCUUCAAAACGAUAAUACAGAUUCAUCUUUUCAUUCAGAUAAUCCAACAGAACAACGGUCAUCAAAAAGUUUUGAUGAAAUUAUGAGUGAAUCAACAACAAAAAUAAAUAAACAAAAUGAUAUGGAUGAAAUAACUUUUGAUCUUAUACAUAAUAAAAAUCAAGAAACAGAAGCUACCACAAGUUUGGAUAAAAAUGAUGAACCGACGACAAUUACAUCAAUAAUUAAUGAUGCUCAAAAUCAAAAUGUUGAUUCACAACCCGCUUACACAAACGAUGAUGAAAUGGACAUGAAUAAGACUGUUAUAUCCAUAAACCAAAAUAGUUCAUACGAACCAGAACAGGCUCAAACUACAACAAUGAAAUCAAAUACUGAAAUAAACUACUCAAUAAAUUCUGAUUAUAAAAUGACAAACUAUGAUCAAAAUUUAAUGGAUGCCUUAGAAAAAACCAACAUGACAACUACUGAAAAAACAUUAGAAAGAAAUACAACGAAUGAAAAUAUGGACGUUACUUUUGAUACCAUAAGCUCAUUAUACAAUAGAACCUCAAAGUCAAUGGAAGAGUCGAUCAACAAUGAUAUAAAACCAACAACCUCUAAUGAAGUUAUGGGCGAAGUUACAGAAAAAUCUACGGAGUCUGACUGGUUAUCAGAGCCAGUUACAGAGGUUAACUAUGAAGAUGUUAUGAAAAAAUCGAAUAAUAGAGAAACUACCGAAGCAUCAAUGACAAAAGUUGAUGAAGUAAUAACUAAAGAACUAAACAAAGAUGAUUUUGAACCGGAUUAUUUGAACAACAUGGAAAGCAAUAACAGCAAAAUGUCUGAUCGAGAUGAACCUCUAUAUGGCAUUUUACAUGAUUAUGACAAUGAAGAUCCACGUGUGAAAAGAGUAAACUUCGAAAGGAAAUUUGACUCAACUCACAAUAUAACAGAAAUCGCUACAGAAAACGGCUUACCAAAAACCAAUCCCGUACCGCUUGAAACGACAACCAUUGGUGAAUAUAUUUACAGAACCGCCGGGAAAUCUGUAAGCGACGUUUCCUCAUCUGCAACCCCAAUGUAUAUAUCAUCGAAUGAUAUGGGAUCGCCUAUGAUGUCUGUUAACACGGAGCCGGUGAUGGACGAAACAAUGAACGAAACAAAUAGGGGUAUAAUAAUAAAGGAAAUACCAAACAAUGAACCAAUUACUUAUACAAAUAGUCCUAAUAACGAAAAUCUGGCAAUUACUACAUCACCAACAUCUAACCAAAAUGUUGAAAAUUCUUCACAAGUAAACAAUCUAAGUGUAACAAUAUACGAAGUUUCUAGUCAAAAUAAUAACCAAACAACUACAUCACCCAAGGCAAUACAUUCGCACUCAACGGAAUACGAAGACCAUGAAACGGAAAUGAAUCCCUUCCUUCCCGAAGUUGAGAACAAUAAAAUUCUCGUGAAAAAACUACAAGAGGGACAUGAUCUUGAACCAAGCACCUUAAACGAAACACAAAACGAAAACGGAGAUGAACAUGGUUCAAUCCACGUUGAUGGCAAAACAGACAAAGCUCAAGAAAUGACCAAUGCUCCUACAAUCUCUGAAACCACACAAACAAGUAUGCUGGCAUCUGAACAAACAUCAGAAAGAGACGUACCUGUAACAACAGAGGACGAUAUGUUAUUCAAUGAUUUACUUCUUAACCCAAGCAACCAUGAUGAUGAAUCAACGACAGCUAAAGUACAAGUAACCACUCCGGUUACCAAUAUAGAAACAACAACGAGAAACGAUUCAUAUGAAGUUUUGCCCAUUUCAACAUUUUUACUAGACACAGACGAUAUAGAUUUUACAAAAACAGUAAAGCCCGCGUUAUCGGAAAAUGGAUUAAAUAACGUAUCGCCAACGGAAUAUCUAAGUGUAGUGCCAAUUGAUGAUAAAGAAUCUAUAAAAAAAAAUUACAAAAGUGACAGUGAAGAGCUCAAUUCAAUAAGUGACUCCCCCAAAAAAAGUGAUAGAAGGACAUUAGAUGCAUCGAACGCCGAUCCUGUUAUAAACAAUGAAGCGUAGUCCUUACGUGAACUUAGAUGUAAUUAUUAUCAUGCAUAAGGUUGUACAUUGUAUUCUAUUUCCUGUGAUUUCUGUCGAACAAAUGCGUAAUCAGUUUCUGCAGCUCAUUCAAAUGUAAAUCGAAAAUCUUCUAUCGAUAAAGAUUUUUAUUUAAGUUCCAAAUAUUUCUGUAUACCUGCUAAUAACAAUAUUACUGAUAAGUAUCGUUAAGUACUUAUUAUAAAUAUAUUUUUCGUUAGACUAGUCAAAUUAGGGAGUCAUCACCAUCGUGUCUAUUUUAGAUUAUUUAUUGCUUCAAGUGAAGAUGCACCUUUGACUAAAAUACAUCAAUCAUUGUACUAUAUUUACCGAUGUUGAUUCAAACUUAUACAAUGACGUAAAUACCUGAAAUUGUUUAUUUGUUACCAUAGAUAAUUAUAUUGUGUUAAUAUUAUCAUAUUCCUUCUAUGGGCACUACUUAUAUUUAAGUUUAACUGUGGCAUCAAACUAUUGUGUUGAAAGCUCCUUUGCCAUGGAAUAUUGUGAUGUGAUAACUUCCGCAUACCUGUAGCUACAUUCCAUUCGUACAUAAAGUAUAUUAUAAUUUAACAUAGUGAUUUAUUGUGGAAGUGAGGUCUGAUUGUAAAAUAAUAAUAAUUAUUGUAGUUCUUGUUAACUGAGAUAUAUUUUGUAUAAUAUGGUUGAAACUGUAAAGAAAUAUGUUGUAAAUAAAUAUAAAGUUAAUAAUAUGGA